Messenger RNA from Knipowitschia caucasica, 294 nucleotides. The record is from the annotation of a GenBank genome assembly. Lineage: Eukaryota; Metazoa; Chordata; Actinopteri; Gobiiformes; Gobiidae.
AUGCCAAAGAUAAGUUUGUUCACAAACGUGUGGCGACUGAUUUCUGAAGAGCAACAUGAUUCACUCCCAACGCUGUCUCCAAAGAGGGGAAUGAUCUCAUUCAGUGUAAAUAAUUCGAUAGCGAAGCCUACAAUACGCAUGCAGUCUAGUGUAAAGGUAACUUCCCUUGUGGACAGUGUUGAAAGCAAGAAGCCGUAUGGUCACUGGAUUCCAGUAAGAUCUAUAUAUUGUUUAAAAAGAAUGAGAAAAGAAGUGAAUACAUUCAGGUGGGAGACUUUUUCCUUAUUCAUGUAA